Molecule: messenger RNA, 687 nt
Organism: Colletotrichum gloeosporioides
Lineage: Eukaryota; Fungi; Ascomycota; Sordariomycetes; Glomerellales; Glomerellaceae
Exons: 1
Coding region: 1-687 (228 amino acids)
Source: RefSeq, a predicted model, not a curated record
AUGCUUGUCUUGAAUGUCUUCUUCCUCAUCAUUGUUGGUCCGGCCAUAUCGGCGCCAGUAGCCCGCUUGCGGGACGAGGCAAGACUGGUUACAGCAGGCACACCUCCAACACCUCCAAAAGGGAUGACCGGAAAGGUCCCGGCCGUAGCUGUAACGCCAAACCCGCAGCAGGAGCAGGAGCCGAAUAUCCCCGAAGCCCCCGAGGCCCCUGAAGCUCCUGAUACCUUCGAUGCUCCUUAUACCAUCGAUCCUCUGCCAUAUCAUAACCCUACCCCCGAAGUCGCGAACUAUCCCAACGCUGCGAACUAUCCCGACGCUGCGAACUAUCCCGACGCCGCAAAUCAUCCCGAUGCUGCCAACUAUCCCGUUGCUGCCAGCUACCCCGAUACUGCUAGCUACCCUGGCUCAAAGGCUGAAGUCGAUCCACCACCGCUGAGACGACGACGAGUUCUUCCCCUGGCUCCACGAAGAGACCCGAAACAACACGCCGCCAACGUGGAGGCGAUCAACGACCGGAAGGCCUUCCACGCAUCUCGCGUUGAGAAGUGGAACUACACUUGGGGCCAUUAUCCAGUCACUAGGCAGAUGGGGCAGCCUGUACAGCCAGGCACGCCGGGUACGGGAGGUGGCCACCAUAUCAAGUCUUGCCCGGCAAAUAAGGACUAUUCCAAGUGUAUCACUCAUUGA